Messenger RNA from Trichoderma atroviride IMI 206040, 1866 nucleotides. Lineage: Eukaryota; Fungi; Ascomycota; Sordariomycetes; Hypocreales; Hypocreaceae. The record is from RefSeq and is a predicted model, not a curated record.
CUUGUGCUCAACCGAUAUUUUGUCUUGACUGUCUGAUGCGAGCAGCCAACGGCCGGGAUGAUGCAUAGUGCAAAGCCGGGGAAAAGGGCAAGAAAUGCACACCGUCAAAGAGCAAACAAUGGCAAUCCAGUGCAGCCCAUGCAGGGCGUUGCAUCAAAUCCGCAAAGAGCUUAGCAUGGCGCGAAUCCUGUGAGCCGGCCCCUCUCACGAUCGUUGCUUUUUAUUUCUCCUAGUGCCGCAGCCCGAUCUCGCCGGCCUGCCGCCGAUGGAGUGGGAGCGACGAGCCCGUGAUGGAUGAAUCAGUUCCGUGGCAACACGACCAGACGGUGCAAGCAGUCGCACAUCGUGUAUACUUGAAUAGUAGCAGUACCUAAUACUAGCAGUACUUGUGAAGUGGGACGCCACUCCGCACCGAGACGGGCAUAGACCCACUUCAGGUCCACUUUACCUCCCCCCGUCACAUUCGACUUUGGCUGCUGACGCCGGAAUGACAAACCAUCGGCGAGGCGAGACGAGAUGCGUAUUCAUGAUGGACUAAUGCUUAGAAGAUGGCUCUGCUCUGCGGUGCUGGUUCUGGCGAAACUGAGAGCGAGCGUUUAUUUAAACGGCGUUGAGCAGCUGCCUGUGCUUGUCGUGUAAUUCAAUCCAUUCAACGUAGCAGACGCCGAUAACACGCACCCCGAAAAUAGAAAAUAGCUACACGGCAAAGGAUUGCAUCGCACUUGUACAGUUGCAAUCUGUCCCUCACCGAUUUCGUCUCGGCUCAUUGACGCAGCCUUGACAGCCAUGGCGCCCUCUCACUCUCAGUCCGGCCAGGAGGCUGCAGCCGUCCCCACCCCUCCGCUGCUGGACCUGACCAUUGACAACAUCACCCAGAACGUGGUGCGAAUCAACUCGCAGAGCGGCGAUGCACGCCUCAACCAUCUGAUGGAGCGGCUGGUGACGCAUCUCCACGACUUUGCGCGCGAGACUCGCCUUAGCACGCACGAGUGGAUGGCCGCCAUCCAGUUCCUCACCCAGACGGGCCAGAUUUGCAGCGACGUUCGCCAGGAAUUCAUCCUGCUCUCAGAUGUUCUGGGGCUGUCCAUGCUGGUCGACUCCAUUGAUCAUCCCAAGCCACCAAAUUGCACAGAGGGCUCCGUGCUGGGGCCUUUCCACACCCACGAUGCACCGCAUCUGCCCAUCGGCUCGUCCAUGAGCUCAGACGCCGCGGGAGAGCCUAUGCUCGCACUAUGCACUGUCCGCGACUCGUCCAACAGGCCAAUUCAAGGCGUCAAGGUCGACAUCUGGGAGACGGACUCCUCAGGCCACUAUGAUGUGCAGUAUUCCACCAGAGAGGCGCCAAGCGAGCGCUGCAUCAUGACCAGCGACGUGGACGGCAGCUUCUGGUUCAAGGCCAUCAGGCCUGUAAGCUACCCCAUCCCGGACGACGGCCCGGUGGGCAAGCUGUUGGGGCGACUCAAGCGCCAUCCAUGGCGGCCAGCCCAUAUGCACUUCAUGUUUGAGAAGCCGGGCCUGGAUCAUCUGAUAACGACCCUGUUUAUCCGCGGUGACCAGUACGAGACAUCCGACGUCGUCUUUGGCGUCAAGACGAGCCUGGUGGUCGACUUGGACAAGGUCGACAAGGAGACGGCCAUCAAAUACAAGGUGCCCGAGGGCGCCUGGUUGCUCAGGCACAACUUUGUCUUGGCCAGCACAAGAGAGACCGAGGACCUGAGAGACAAGAAUGCCAUCGAGGCCAUGGAAAGAUUGGGGCUGAAGAGCAAGCUCAUUGACCACCUGCAUGUACCUGAUUUAGAUUAAGCCGUGAAAUCCCCGUACGGGACAUCAGUCGUCGGUGGCCAGGUGGGAAGAAAUUGAAAAUUU